Messenger RNA from Entrophospora sp. SA101, 261 nucleotides. Lineage: Eukaryota; Fungi; Glomeromycota; Glomeromycetes; Entrophosporales; Entrophosporaceae. The record is from the annotation of a GenBank genome assembly.
AUGCUAGAUGACUGGAGAUCUCCUUAUGAACAUAUUUGGAAAAUUUCAUCAAUCAAAGCAGUCAGUUUAGAGAAUUACAACAAAGGCACAUUGCAACAUAAUCUAAGUCUGAAAAAAACAAGUUACACAUCCACAUCAAGAAAAGAACAUUAUAACAAAGCACCAUAUGCUUGUAAACCAGAUUUCAAAACUACAUAUAUUCGUCCAAACAACAUGUUUAGAUAUGAAAUAUCUUUUCUGGAAUCCAGUUGGUAUCCUUGA